AUGGAGAUCUCACGAGGACCCCCCCGGGUCAAGAACAAGGCCGCAGCGCCUAUACAGAUAUCUGCCGAGCAGCUGCUACGAGAGGCAGUCGACCGACAGGAGGUGGGCGUCCAAGCUCCGACGCAGCGCUUCGAAGAUUUGGAGGAACUGCAUGAAUACCAAGGUCGGAAGAGAAAAGAAUUCGAGGACUAUGUUCGGCGCAAUCGAAUUAAUAUGAACAAUUGGAUGCGCUAUGCACAAUGGGAAUUGGAACAAAAGGAAUUUCGCAGAGCGCGAUCGAUUUUCGAGCGAGCUUUGGACGUCGAUUCUACCUCCGUCGUGUUAUGGAUUCGUUAUAUUGAGGCUGAGAUGAAAACGAGGAAUAUCAAUCAUGCUCGAAACUUGCUUGACAGAGCUGUGACCAUCUUACCGCGAGUCGACAAGCUGUGGUUUAAAUAUGUUUACAUGGAGGAGACCCUUGGUAAUAUCCCGGGUACACGUCAGGUGUUCGAACGAUGGAUGGCGUGGGAGCCAGACGAAGGUGCAUGGAGUGCAUACAUAAAGCUUGAAAAGAGAUAUAACGAGUUUGACCGCGCGAGGACUAUCUUCCAAAGGUUUACCAUCGUUCAUCCAGAGCCAAGAAACUGGAUCAAGUGGGCUCGCUUCGAGGAAGAAUAUGGAACGAGCGACCUAGUCCGGGAAGUCUAUGGACUUGCGAUUGAAACCCUUGGCGAUGAUUUCAUGGAUGAAAAGAUUUUUGUUUCAUACGCCAAGUUUGAAGCCAAGCUAAAAGAGUACGAACGGGCUCGUGCAAUUUAUAAGUUCGCACUUGACCGACUACCACGCUCCAAGUCAGUCACUUUACAUCAGGCAUAUACGACAUUCGAAAAACAAUUUGGCGACCGUGAAGGUGUUGAGGAUGUUAUUGUGAACAAACGUCGCGUUCAGUACGAGGAACAAAUCAAGGAGAACCCUCGCAACUACGACGUAUGGUUUGACUUUGCUCGAUUGGAAGAGACGUCAGGAGAUGCAGAUCGCAUCAGGGAUGUAUACGAAAGAGCAAUCGCUCAGAUACCGCCUUCUCAGGAAAAGCGCCACUGGCGGAGAUAUAUUUACCUAUGGAUUUUCUACGCAAUAUGGGAAGAGAUGGAGAGCAAAGACAUCAGUCGUGCCAGACAGAUUUAUCAAGAAUGUCUGAAACUGAUACCGCACAAGAAGUUUACGUUUGCCAAGAUUUGGCUCAUGAAGGCUCAAUUCGAGAUACGCCAAAUGGAUCUCCAGGCAGCCCGAAAGACACUUGGUCAAGCACUUGGCAUAUGUCCUAAAGACAAAUUAUUUCGGGGUUAUAUUGAUUUGGAGCGCCAACUAUUCGAAUUCAACCGAUGCCGAACUCUUUAUGAGAAACAAAUCGAGUGGAAUGCAGCGAACAGUCAGGCCUGGAUCAAAUUUGCCGAGCUUGAACGAGGAUUGGAAGAUAUCGAACGAGCGCGCGCGAUUUUUGAACUGGGCAUCGAACAACCAAUGUUGGAUAUGCCCGAGUUGGUCUGGAAGGCGUAUAUCGAUUUCGAGGAAUACGAGGGAGAAUACGACCGGACGCGUGAAUUGUACGAGCGAUUGCUAGAGAAGACAGAUCACGUCAAGGUCUGGAUCAACUAUGCUAAAUUCGAGAUCAACAUCCCGGAAGGCGAAGAGGACGAAGACGAAGAGGAAGAACGGCCAGUCAGCGAAGAAGCCAAACGACGGGCUCGCAAGAUCUUUGAACGAGCCAACAAAGUGAUGAAGGAAAAGGAACUCAAGGAAGAGAGGGUGGAUCUCUUGAAUGCAUGGAAAGCAUUCGAACAAGCCCAUGGAUCCGCCGAAGAUCUCGCGGCGAUCGAAAAGCAGAUGCCACGGCGGGUCAAGAAGCGUCGCAAGUUGGACGACGAUCGUUACGAGGAAUACAUGGACUACGUUUUUCCGGCGGACGAUGCAUCGGCAGCCAAUUUGUCUCGACUUUUGCAGCGUGCGCAUGCAUGGAAACAACAACAGGGACAAAGCUGA
Molecule: messenger RNA, 2019 nt
Organism: Talaromyces amestolkiae
Lineage: Eukaryota; Fungi; Ascomycota; Eurotiomycetes; Eurotiales; Trichocomaceae
Exons: 2
Coding region: 1-2019 (672 amino acids)
Biological process (GO): spliceosomal complex assembly; mRNA splicing, via spliceosome
Cellular component (GO): precatalytic spliceosome; Prp19 complex; post-mRNA release spliceosomal complex
Molecular function (GO): protein binding
Source: RefSeq, a predicted model, not a curated record